Messenger RNA from Drosophila nasuta, 844 nucleotides. RefSeq lists its product as uncharacterized. NCBI's taxonomy places the organism in Eukaryota, Metazoa, Arthropoda, Insecta, Diptera, Drosophilidae. Bases 145 to 768 code for a protein of 207 amino acids. The record is from RefSeq and is a predicted model, not a curated record. Gene Ontology annotation, biological process: sperm DNA condensation; spermatogenesis. The transcript has 3 exons.
GUACAUGGAAUAGUUUAGUAUACUUCUGAAAUUUGUGCUGAAAGUAUCUAAUUUUAAAUAUUUUUUUUUAUUAUAAUCACAACAUUUUUUAAAAAAUUUUAUUUGUGAAAUAUUUUUGUACUACGGGAGGAAAAGACUAAAACAAUGGCUGAUAUGCAAAGACUCUCGCCCAGCACAAACAAAGCCUUUGAAACUUUUAUUAACGCCUAUGCAUCACAAUAUGGAAACGAUACACUCUCUCUGAUCCAAGGUGGAAAAUUGUGGAAUCGAUUGUCUGAAACUCAAAAAAAUAAAUAUCGACGUAUGGGCAGGGUGCAACUUGUUAACAUGGAAGGGGACGACUGUAUGAGCUGCCCUCAAAAGCGUAGACGAAAGCCGAGAUGCGCACCAAAACCACGAUGUGCUCCAAAAAUGAGAUGCGCUCGAAAGCCGCGAUGUGCUCCAAAGCCGCGAUGUGCUCCAAAGCCGCGAUGUGCUCCAAAGCCGCGAUGUGCUCCAAAGCCUCGAUGUGCCCCAAAGCCGCGAUGUGCUCCAAAGCCGCGAUGUGCUCCAAAAUGCCAAAAACCAGGUCCUGUUACCAACAACGGCUAUCUAAAUUUUCUUCGUGUCUAUAGACGUAAGCACUGUGGUUUGAAUCCAAAUGAUUUAGUAACCAAAGGAGCUAGGGCUUGGGUCAGACUCCCAGAGUGUAAAAAGGAUCGUUAUCGUCGACAAGCUUGCAAGGUAACAUGCAAUCCACGCCAUCAGCGACGCAAAGAAUGUCGAUGAUUAAUUCAUUUUUAUGAAAUAGUCAAAAUUGAAUGCAAUUUGUAAUCUAAAUAUAUUUCUUCAUAAAUCGGGUAAA